Molecule: messenger RNA, 1804 nt
Organism: Benincasa hispida (wax gourd)
Lineage: Eukaryota; Viridiplantae; Streptophyta; Magnoliopsida; Cucurbitales; Cucurbitaceae
Product: UDP-glycosyltransferase 73C11-like
Molecular function (GO): UDP-glucosyltransferase activity
Source: RefSeq, a predicted model, not a curated record
CUUGGAAAGAGAAACAAAAUGCAAGGUGGGCUUCUUCUCCGGCGAUAGUUGAAAUAUGGGGAUAUGAGAAUAGAGUUUUGUUGCCACUAGCCAACCACACAAAGGCAAAGAGAUAUAAGAAGAGACCAACAAGUUUUACUUCACAGAUUCUCAUGGCGGCUUCCAAAUCCAAACAAUCACUUCCCCAUUUCGUUCUCUUUCCUCUUAUGGCUCAAGGCCAUCUAAUCCCCAUGGCCGAUCUCGCCAUGCUUCUAUCUCAAAAUGGUGUAAAAAUCACUUUCAUCACAACCCCACAAAACGCUUCUCGAAUUCACUCCCUUCUCUCUCAGUCUCCUUUUAUCCAAAUUCUUCAACUCCCAUUCCCAUCCACUCAACCAGACAUUCCCCAGGGCUGCGAGAAUUUCGAUUCUUUGCCUUCACUUCACUUGGUCCCUAAAUUCUUAACCGCAACUUCCCCCCUCUGUCGCGAAACAGAGCAUUUAUUUCUCCAAUUGUCUCCCAAACCAUGCUGUAUUGUCUCCGACAUGGCCUUGCCUUGGACAAUUCAACUUGCCGACAAGUUUAAUGUUCCUAGGCUUGUUUUCUACAGCUUGUCUGCUUUGUAUCUUCUGUCUAUGGCUAAUUUACGAGCCACAGAUUUUGGGCAGACAAUCAUGGCUGCAGCUGACUCUGAGCUAAUUAUUAUCCCUAAUUUGCCUGAACCAAUUCAAGUCACCAAGUCUCAACUUAUCUUCACUUUGGAUCCUGUGUUCUUGGAGUGGGGGAAUCAAAUGGCUAAAGCUGACCGUGCUUCUUAUGGGUUCAUUGUGAAUUCAUUCGAUGGGUUGGAGCCAAAAUACCUGGAGGAGUUGAAGAAGUCAAUAGGAUCAGACAAAGUUUGGUGUAUUGGGCCCGUUUCACUAUGCAACAAAGACACAACUGACAAAGCGAAAAGAGGCAACAAAGCCGCCAUUGACGAACAACGAUGCAUCGAGUGGUUGGACAGGCGUGAGCCAGAGUCAGUCGUAUACGCCGCAUUAGGCAGCUUAUGCAACGUAGUAGCAGCGCAAAUCAUAGAGCUGGGGCUGGCACUAGAGGCAUCCAACAGGCCAUUUAUUUGGACCAUAAGACAAACCAAAUCAACAGAAAAGCAAGUAGAAAAUUGGCUGGCAGAGUCGGGGUUUGAACAGAGGAUCAAAGAUAGAGGCCUUGUGGUCCGCGGUUGGGCUCCCCAAGUGCUGAUAUUAUCACAUCCUGCAGUCGGUGGCUUUGUGACACAUUGCGGUUGGAACUCGACCAUCGAAGGGAUCUCGGCUGGAGUGCCGAUGGUGGCGUGGCCACUGUUCGCCGACCAGAUAUUCAACCAGAAGUUGAUUGUUGGAGUGCUGAAAAUUGGAGUGAGUGUGGGAGUGGAGAAGUGUUCUAGGUGGGGAGUUGAGGAAGAAAUUGGGGUGCAAGUGAAAAUGGAAGCCAUUAGAGAUGCAGUUCAGAAGGUGAUGAGUGGAGAAGGGCAGGAGAUGAGAAGAAGAGUGAGGGAAUUAGCUGUAACAGCAAAGACCGCCAUGGAAGAAGGAGGUUCUUCUCAUCUCAAUUUGAAGCUGUUGAUUGAAGAUAUUAUACAUCAGGCAGAUUCUCAGCAGCUCCAAAGUUAGGUUUUUUUUUUUUUUUUUUUUUUCCUUCCCAAAAUUAUAUAUAUAUAGUUAGCCAGUAAACUUAACCUCAGAUCUCAACGUUAAUAAUAUAUAUUUUAUGUGAACUAAAGUGUUAAAAUUUUAUUACAAUAUACUAUAAGGGUUGUUCAAGGCUUCCAUUUGUGCAAAAGUAA